AUGUUUAAAGAGGCACGGUGGGGUUUCCUAGAAAAGAUUUCCCGUGUUACAAGGUUUACUCGGAGGACUGCAGAGGAUAUCCUUGACUCCCCAAAGGUUCCACCACAGGUCAGGAGACUUUUGAAGAAUCCCGAUGUGGUCAAUCUCCAGGAUGAGUUCGAUUCCGCUAGGCUUUACCUUGCGCGGUGGGCUAUGGGAAUUGCAGAGCAAAGCGAGAAGGAGAGGCAGCAAGACCACCAGGUUGUCUGGGCUAAUAGGGAUGCACUUGAGUUGGAGGAUUCGGCAGUUGGGGAGUUUGAGAUUCUAGAUCUCGAGUCCAAGAGUACCAAAUUGGAUUCAGAGAAGAGGAAGCCAGUAUCGUUGGAGGAAUGGAAUAAGUGGUUUGACCCGAAAACCGGAAAAUUAGUCAUUACGGUCAACGAGGUCAAGGAGCGUAUAUUCCACGGUGGGGUGGAGCCCGGGGCUGCAAGGAAAGAAAUUUGGCUGUGGCUAUUGGAUGUUUACCCUUGGGAUAGCACCAAGGAUGAGCGUAUCGCUCUGAUGAACAGUAAGAGAGACGAGUAUGUUCGAUUGAAGGGGAAGUGGUGGGAUGAUUUAGAGAGGAGAAACAACAAUGAGUACUGGAGGGACCAGAAGAAUCGUAUCGAGAAGGAUGUUCACCGUACUGACCGUAGCGUGCCAAUCUUUGCUGGUGAGGAUAUUCCUCACCCAGACCCUGAUUCUCCGUUCGCCGAAACUGGCACCAACGUUCACUUGGAGCAGAUGAAGGAUAUGUUAUUGACAUAUAAUGAGUACAAUACCGAGCUCGGUUAUGUGCAGGGUAUGAGUGAUCUUUUGGCGCCCAUCUACGCGGUAUUGCAAGACGAUGCGGCAGCCUUCUGGGCCUUUGUUGGCUUCAUGGGGCGGAUGGAGCGAAAUUUCCUGAGGGAUCAAACAGGGAUGAGGGCGCAGCUCGUAGUGUUGGAUCAUCUUGUCCAGCUCAUGGAUCCAAAAUUAUAUGCAUAUCUAGAGAGUGCGGACUCGACCAACUUUUUCUUCUUUUUCAGAAUGCUAUUGGUUUGGUACAAGCGGGAAUUCAAGUGGGACGACGUGCUCAGGCUUUGGGAGACAAUGUGGACAAAUUUCCUCAGCAGCCAAUUUCACCUGUUCAUCGCCUUGGCAAUACUUGAAAGGCAUCGGGAUGUCAUCAUGGACCAUCUAAAACAGUUUGACGAAGUGCUAAAAUAUAUCAACGAGCUUUCCACAACUAUAGAGCUAUCCUCAACCCGGGUCCGCGCCGAAGCGCUAUUCCACAAAUUCCAACGGGUCGUAGAUGCCGCAGAUCGUAAAAGCGGUUUUGUCGCGCCCGGGGAGGGAAGUGGCGAAAUGAGAAAGCGGAGAGUGGAGAGCACUUGUGGCGAAGGCUCCUCGAGCAGCUGUACGGCACUGACGUCCGGGGCUGCAGUGAACAAGGGGAAGGAUGUUGAGGGGCGAGAUGGAGAGAUUGUACCGAAUGUUAGCCCUGAGUUGCGGGGUCUAUUGAACAGGGAGAUUAUCAGGGCGAAGUAAGAUGGGUUUCUGUGGAUUUUUUUUUCUUUCUUCCUCUUCUCUUUUCCUUUCCUUCCUGCAUCUUUGACCUUUUCUUGCAUGUGGGUGUUUCUGGGAAUGGCUGGGUUAGGUUAGGUCACGGAAAUCUAUGGGUGCACGGCUGGGGCUGGGACGGAUUGGCCGAAACAGGCUAUCAUACUGUGAAUACUGGUACAUAACAGGAUUCUCUCACAAGUGUUUAGAUAUUCUAGCAAUACGGAUAAGAUCUUUGUAUCCUUCCUCUUUG
Molecule: messenger RNA, 1813 nt
Organism: Tuber melanosporum (Perigord truffle)
Lineage: Eukaryota; Fungi; Ascomycota; Pezizomycetes; Pezizales; Tuberaceae
Exons: 3
Coding region: 1-1548 (515 amino acids)
Biological process (GO): activation of GTPase activity
Molecular function (GO): GTPase activator activity
Source: RefSeq, a predicted model, not a curated record